Messenger RNA from Diaporthe batatas, 759 nucleotides. RefSeq lists its product as uncharacterized. The transcript has a single exon. NCBI's taxonomy places the organism in Eukaryota, Fungi, Ascomycota, Sordariomycetes, Diaporthales, Diaporthaceae. The record is from RefSeq and is a predicted model, not a curated record. Bases 1 to 759 code for a protein of 252 amino acids.
AUGGGUCCAGGUCGCCUUCUCUUGAGGAGGCCGUUCAUGGCCUCGGGCCUCCAGAUUCAGGCCUGGGCGGCCACUCCAGCAACACCGACACCAUGGAUCUGCCGACGAUGCAUGUCACAACAACAAGGACCAGCAGCGGCUGGCCCCGAAUCAUCACAGCCCUCCUUGGGCCAGUGGGACAACAGCCCCCAAGAGCCUCAUGCCUCAAUAUCGCCCUCAACCUCAACCUCACCCUCACACCAGCACUACCCCCAAGAAUCCCCAGACCUCACCGCCAUAUUCGCUAACCCAACCUGGUCCGUCCGCUCCCUCCUCCCCGCCUCCCCAACCUCGGGGGAGGAGACCACAUCGGGUGAGGAGAUCACAACAGCAACACUGGACCACCUCCUGCGCCUGUCCGCCCUGCCGCCCCCGGACAACCCCGCCGACAAGGAGCGCAUGCUCACGACCCUCCGGUCCCAGCUGCACUUUGUGUGCGACAUCCAGUCCGUCGACACCAGCGGCUGCGAGCCACUGCGGAGCAUCCGCGACGAGACCUCCGCCGGCGUCGCCGAGUCCACCGUCACCCUGGAAACCCUGCGGGAGGCCCUGUCCCGGGAGACUACCGUCGGGUAUAGGCGGAGGCCGCGGAGGGUCAGAGACGCCCAGGAGAGGGUGCAGUCCGAGGAGGAGAGGCUGGUUGAAGCUGCCACCGUGGAGAGGAGACAUAGGAGCUACUUCGUUGUUGCUAGUGGCAAAGGGGCUGAGAAGGAGGCCUGA